ACGUCGACGAGUAAGUACAUGCGUACACGCCAGUCGCGUUCAAAAUACGAUACUGCUCACUACGACUCCGCCGCGAUUCUGUGAUGUUUGAACUGUUGCAACAAUUGUGAAUUUGUGUUAAGUUAAAAAAGUACUUUUGAAGACAUUUAAGUUUAAGUGCUUGUGAAAUCAGUGCAAGAUGCUUGUGGAGGAUUCUCAGACCGCUCGUGCGAUGAUGACAAAGAAAUAUGCGCAUUGUCCGCUAAAGAAACGGCCGGUGCUUGUGCGGGAGGAGCGGCCAGCGACACCGCCUACUACGCCGCCUCACCCCGCCCACAUGGCUACCACGAGGCUUUACUACGACUAUCAUUGUGAUACUGAAAAUGACGAGCCAGAAAAUCUCAGUACAAAACCUGAAGAUCUUUCUAAAACCGGAAACUAUCCCAACAAAGCUUCAUCACCUGUGGCAGCGACAGCUAUAAAGGUUGAGCCUCGAGAAUGGUCACAACAGCAUAUGGAAUACUUAGCUGCCUGUCGCGCCCGUUUGGAGCCAGCGCCCACCGAAGUAGCUCGACCGACUCCUCAAUAUGCGUACCUGCCAACGCUAUAUGCGCCAUAUCACCCUCUUGAAGAACUCUAUCCAGCAGUGCCAGCUCUGUCUCCGUCCGCGCAUCCGCCGCUCUAUGCACAUUACUCGCCUGCCUCACCGCCCUCUUCAAUUUCUCCGCCACCUUGCCCAGAAGACUUACGUUCGCCCGGUUCCGUGUCGUCAGAUUCGGGUGUGUCGGUCUCUGCUCCACGUCGUCCCCGGUACCAAUGCCCUGAUUGCGCAAAAUCCUAUUCAACUUACUCUGGGCUAUCAAAACAUCAACAAUAUCACUGUGCAGCUGCCGAGGGAAGUCUCGCAAGAAAGUCUUUCAGUUGCAAAUAUUGUUCAAAAGUUUAUACAUCCCUGGGAGCUCUCAAAAUGCAUAUACGUACUCAUACUUUACCUUGUAAAUGCCAUUUAUGUGGCAAGGCAUUUUCUAGACCUUGGUUAUUACAAGGACACAUCAGGACUCAUACAGGUGAAAAACCUUUCUCUUGCCAUCACUGUCGUCGUGCUUUUGCGGAUAGAUCCAACUUGAGAGCUCAUUUACAAACACAUUCUGAUGUUAAAAAAUACUCUUGUUCAGGAUGUGGAAAGACAUUUUCCCGUAUGUCCCUGCUAACCAAACAUUUAGAGGGUGGUUGCGGAGCCCCUGGAGGUUCUCCCUAUGAAUACCGACCUGAAAAUAUGCCGGCAACAAUACCGCACCAACCACUAGCCCCAACACAGACUGUCCAUGCCUAUUAAAAAGACUGAACUCAGCAGGAUCAUCGAUCUCGUACUAAUAUGUAGAAGAAUGCAGUUGGUUUAGACCGCUCUAAAAUAAUAAUUUAUUUUUAUAAAUUUCUAUAAGUUGAUGAAUGUACGUAUCACAUUUUGACAACUGGAUUGUGUAAUGUUAGAAUCACUGUUCAUUUAAAUUAUGUAUGUAGAAGCUAGAUUAAGAUUUUAAAAUAGAUUUAGUCGCUCGAUAGAUGCGGCUUUGCUAGUCAUGUGGCAUUUGCCGAGUGUCAUACACUUAUGAAAUCUUAUAUUUUAAUUUUAAGCCAUGUACAAAGUGCCUUAAUUAAAUGUAAAAAAUAAUAUAUUCUUUGAAAAAUUAUAACAGUUAACUUAGGAUAUCCUAAGAUGCUAUUAUUGUAUAAAAUAUUAUGAAAUAGUACCUACCUGCUCAUGAGGCUAUAUCAGAGCUGAUUGUCGUUUGCGUUCCUUUCUGUUACCUCCUAUAC
Molecule: messenger RNA, 1797 nt
Organism: Amyelois transitella
Lineage: Eukaryota; Metazoa; Arthropoda; Insecta; Lepidoptera; Pyralidae
Product: zinc finger protein SNAI2
Exons: 2
Coding region: 179-1315 (378 amino acids)
Biological process (GO): regulation of transcription by RNA polymerase II
Cellular component (GO): nucleus
Molecular function (GO): RNA polymerase II transcription regulatory region sequence-specific DNA binding; DNA-binding transcription factor activity, RNA polymerase II-specific
Source: RefSeq, a predicted model, not a curated record